Messenger RNA from Poecilia reticulata (guppy), 4165 nucleotides. Its product is annotated as NACHT, LRR and PYD domains-containing protein 12-like. Lineage: Eukaryota; Metazoa; Chordata; Actinopteri; Cyprinodontiformes; Poeciliidae. Gene Ontology annotation, cellular component: cytoplasm. Gene Ontology annotation, biological process: regulation of apoptotic process. The record is from RefSeq and is a predicted model, not a curated record.
UUAGAACUGGGCUGUCCCGCGGAUGCUUUUCACAUCAGCGAUGGUGGAAAAGCGGUGUCUGACUGCGGUGAGAGUGCUGCGUGUUUCCCUGGUGGAUGAACUGGAAGGACAGAUCGACUCCCUGUUGGAGGAGCUGGUGGAUCAGAAAGCGUUCACUCGGGAUGACCGGGAGGAAGUGCUGUGUCAGCCGGGGCCCCGGGCCAGGGUCCGGAAGGUGUUGGAUAUCCUGGAGUGCAAAGGGGAGGAAGCAGCGAAAGUUUUCUUGUCUGUUAGAAGUAAUCAGCGGCUCUCCAAGGAUGCGCCUCAAGUUCCAUCCUCAGAGUACAAGAAGAUGCAACAAAAGCACAAAGACGUCCUGAGGCGCAGGAGUGAGAGCAUGCUUUUCUACAACAGCAGGCACGGAGACAAAAUCCUCUUUUCCGAACAUUACGUCAACCUCCUAUUAGUGGACGGACACCAGGCCUUAGAGAUUAAGAGACACGAGGUGCUGGCUUUUGGACAAAAGAGAUUGUCUCUGCAGCAUAAAUCAGGGCUGCAAAGGAAAAUUGCACCAGCUGAACUGUUUUUGAGAGCAAACGAAAAACGUCCAAUAAAGAAAGUGCUGGUGACGGGGGUGGCGGGAAUCGGCAAAACGGUUCUGGUGCAGAAAAUUCUCUUUGACUUUGGGCAGAACAAGGACCACCUGGGAUUUGACUUUGUUAUCCACAUGAGCUUCAGAGAUUUAAAUCUUAUUGACAAACCCACAAACUUCAGAGAGUUGGUACUUCGUAAGAACAGGCACCUCUCUAAAGUACUGGACUGCAUCUUAGCUAACGAUGACAAACUUCUAAUUAUUCUGGAUGGGUUUGACGAGUUCCGACACUACAGGAGCUGCGACGUUGACGUAUUCGUGUCCGAGCCAGAGGAGGAUGCAGAGGUGAAUGAAAUUUUGGGGAGUUUGUUGCAGGGUGAGCUGCUACCCAAAGCCUCUGUCAUGCUCACAAGCCGGCCUACGGCUAUCAACCACAUCCCUGUCAGAUGCAUCGAUCGCUAUGUGCUCAUUGCCGGAUUCUCCAUAAAUGAAGUUCAGGACUUCUUCCUGAGGUAUUUCCAGGAUGCUGCUGUGGCUGACAGAAUGUUUUCAACGGUGUCAGCAAAUGAACUAAUGCUGACACUGUGCUAUAUUCCUGCCUUCUGCUCCAUUGUGUGCUGCAUCCUCAAUGAGACCAAAGAGCUCUGUGGGGAAAGCCCAAAGACCAUGACGGACAUUUAUGUGCAAUAUCUGGUGGCCUUGCUCCGUUCUCACACCCAGUCAAGAACGAAGACGGGUCCUGAAGACCAAGGAGCAAAAACCAACCAGCAGCUGUCUGAUAUUGUGUUAAAGCUGGGUCGACUUGCCUUUAAGAAGCUAAUGGAGCAUCAAACGCUCUUCUACAGCAGCGACCAAGAUGUGGCCGGGCUAGAGGGAUGCAGCCUGGUUAGUACCUUCCUUGACACGACAGUUGCUCAAGAGCCCGGCUGCACUGAAGAGGUUUUCUCCUUUGCCCACCUCACUGUUCAGGAGUUCUUUGCUGCUCUUUACUGCGCUGUGACGGAUCAACCGUUGCCUGAUGCAAUGCAGAGCAGUGACAACCAAAACAAUGGACACUUGGACCUCUUCAGCCGCUUCCUGUCUGGAAUCCUCUCAGAUCGGAAUUCCAAUUUCCUGUCGAGACAAGUGGGACUUGACUGCCGGGAGGAAAAAGUAGAGCUGUACCGUCAGAAGAUCACAACAGAUCUCGCAGUUCUUUGUGAGAACGGAGCCCAUAUUCUGAACUGCUUACAUUGUUUGUUUGAGCAACAGGACUCCUCAAUGACCCUGCCAGCUCUCCCAGAAUUACUUAGAGUAAAUGUCAGCGACGAAACUCUCGCUCAAAUGGACCAUAAUGCCAUAAAGUAUUUCCUAGCCCUCACAGAAGGUAAAAUACUAUCAGAACUGGAUCUUACAGGAACUGGAGUGAACUGUGACUCUCUGAGCGAGAUUCAACCAUUUCUGCAUAGAUGUCAGAGACUGUGGCUUGGAGAAAAUAAUUUAGACAUGGACGCGGUUCAGGUCGUUGCAGACGUGGUGAAGGUCUCGGAAAACCUCACCCACCUCGGGCUUGGAUGGACAAACAUCGGUGACGAAGAACUGCAAGCUCUUUGCACUGCGAUUCGGGUGAAAAAAAGGGUUCAAGAAUUGUGGAUGGAAGGCAACCGAAUUAGUCACAGAGGUCUGCUGUCACUCGCUGAUUUGACGCCUGAUCCACUGCAAAUAAUUGUGGUCAUAUGGAACAACCUGUACGAGUCCGACUCGGAGAGUCUGUGCAGCCAGGAGAGCAUCACAGUAAAUUUUACAGAUGAACAACUGUGGCAAGAGUGGGGGGAAUGGGUUUUUAGGCGCUGCCAGGUCAGCAGCAAUGAGAAGCUAGCGACGGUACUCCACAAAGUUUGCAACAUGUCAAAUGACUGGCUGGAGCUCCACUGGGCAAAGACCUUCUACAGUCAACUGUCGCAGCUUAUCAAGAGCCGGAUAGAGAGCUGCACGGAGGAGGAUAUGCGCAAGAAACUCCAACACUUUGACAAUCUUUUAAAUCUCUGAGAUCGUUUUAGUUCCGGCUAAUUGUUUCAUGAAAGACUAAAGAAUGAAAAUGAAUGGUACACGGGACGACGUCAUUACUUUCUCUUUUAAUGAUUAACACUAGACCACAAAUUUUUGUGUGCCAAAAUGACCCAGAUAGGAGUGGAGCAAUACCCAAUCACAAUGGAAAGUUUCCCAGAUUAUAAAAUUGUUUAAACAAAUACACACCAAAAAUCCCCUAAGUGUUUAGAAAGAAACACCACCGAAGCAAAGCCAUGUGGAAAAGUAAGCGCAUCCUUGCUACUUUCAUGGGAUUAAGAAUGAAAAGUAGCAAUUAGGUAAUAACACACAUUUCAUUUUCCUGUGAUCAGCCAGUAUAAAUGCCUCUAUACAUGUAGUCCCAGAUUAGAUUCAGCAAGCUUCAGUAAGUAUAAAAAAUGUUAAAAGUUCAACGCAACGUAAUAAGAAAAAGUCAGAACAAGUUAGGACUUAUUUGGAGGGAUUGUUAGGAGGAAAAAUGUUUUAAAAGAUUUCAGUACUGUCAUGUUGGUUUUCAAAGUUGCAUCUGAAUGACUCACAAAACCUGAGUCACAGAACCAAAUUUAGAGAAAACCAUACACAUUAUAUGAUGAAACGCCUUAUACCAACUGCCAAGUGUUAUGGCUUAAAAUUAUCAUAUGAUCAAAAAUAAGCCCAUCUGUCAAUACGUGACCUAAGCUGGGGUAUGCAAGGAAAGAAGUGGUGUUGAAAGAAAAAAAUCACAAUGACGUUACAGACUUUAUAAAAUGACAACUUCAGGUCACUGCUGCUAAAGCUGUACUCAUUUUUUUACAAGCAACUUUGACAUUUUGACUUUAGGGAGGUGAGCGAGAUAUUAUGCCUGAGCAACGUAAUUUUUGAUUGAGGGGAAGGAUUAUAUGCAUCAUUUAUAGGCCAACCAAACCAGAGGGAGGACACGCACUACAUUCAGAGAUACCUCAAUGGAAAAGUAUUUCCAUAAAAAGGUUGUGGCCCGUACGGGGAUCGAACCCGCGACCUUGGCGUUAUUAGCACCACGCUCUAACCAACUGAGCUAACCGGCCUUAUGUAUCUAGGUCGCCCCUGACAUAAAUAUAUAUAUACCUGCUGAUAUAGGCGUUCCUGGGUUGGUGUUCUAUUUUGUUGUUUAUUGUUUCGGCGCCAGACACCCAGCAGGAUCGUUUUUUUCAAUGCUGUUUUCCAAAUAUCGACAUUUCUCUGACAGUAACAGCACCUCUGCUCCCGCUCCAUUGACCGGAUGUGCUUUUGCUUAUUUUCCAAAUUAAAUCAAAGACUGUAGGGAAAGUUAUGUGAAUACAUUAUUUUCGUUGUUUUUGACCAUAACCUGUCAUAUUUCAUACAUGGGUGCCUCUAAGAAGUUUUCAAAUGGGUGACCAAAAGAUGGCCACUAAUAUUGGCUUGGGAUAUUUAAACCAAAAGCCAUGAGUAAAAUUUAUUUUUGCCGUCAUCAAAUACACUAUUUUAAUGGUUUGUUUAAGGUGUGAAACUUUGACUUUAUUUCACGAAACAUGAAAUACGUUGAACGGUAUUUCAUGUUUCGUCUUAUUU